This is a messenger RNA of Zophobas morio, 2956 nucleotides long. RefSeq lists its product as uncharacterized. Gene Ontology annotation, molecular function: GTP binding. The transcript is spliced from 10 exons. The record is from RefSeq and is a predicted model, not a curated record. Bases 550 to 2787 code for a protein of 745 amino acids. Lineage: Eukaryota; Metazoa; Arthropoda; Insecta; Coleoptera; Tenebrionidae.
AAAAAAACGAAUGAAGGUAUUCUAGAUGAAUUUGGAGAGUAAUCAACAAGGUGAAGAUAUUCCUAAUUUCUGCGGAGUAUUGUGCUCCUGUAUACGUGGUACCGUAGGUUUAAAUAUCGCACUCACUGAUGUUGGUCACAUCUCUAAUUUGUAAUCGUCGUGUACUCCUGGUCGCGCACAGUUAUAAACAGCAAGUAAAAAUUGCAAAUUUACCCUUUCGCUACCGUUGUUAAAUUUAUUUUAAUCUCUGAAGUAAAGGGUUUUUGGCUGAAGUGUGAAACACAAAUUUCAUUUGUCAAGUCAGAGCAUUCAGAGCAGUGUAAUAAACCAAUAGAAUUGACAACUAUAGGGGUGUCUACAACUCACUCGGAAGCUGUACUACUCGUAGUAAAAAUACCUAUGUUUAACAUUCUUUUGCCAACAACAAAUUCUGCAAAAAUAAUCUCUUACGAAAAAUGAUGGCAGCCGCUAAUCAGUAGAUACACAAGAAAAACAAAAUAACUAGAUAACUGACGAAUUCUCCUUGGGAACCUUCAAUAACCCUUCAAAAUGUCAUCGACCACCCGAAAGAAAAGUACAACAAAAAAUGUACCUGGUGCGACAUUUAAUACCGUAGAAGGAGAAAAGAAAGAUACUGCAAAUGAAGGUAGUGAUUUGGGAUUUAGUGACAGCAGCGCCAAUCACUACAUCGAAGAUAACUCCAAGACCAUCAACAUCCUUCUUCUUGGCGAAACCGGCGUAGGCAAAUCCACAUUCAUCAACGCCUUCGCCAACCACCUGAACAGCGAAACCUUCGACGAGGCCAUAAAAAAGGAAACAGUUGUCCUUAUACCAACACACUUUACAAUCUACGACGCGAAUAAAGAUGUGAAAACCAUAGAAGUGGGCAAAGAUGACAAUGAAAAACAACAAGUAGGUUCGUCGGCCACCCAGUCAGUUAAAAUGUACCUAUUCCCAGCGGACGACAGACUCAUCCGCCUGAUCGACACUCCGGGGUUUGGGGACACCGAGGGAGUGGAAAAGGACGAACAACACUGCGAAGAAAUUUUAGCCUAUCUGGACCAGCUGAAACAUAUAAACGCCAUCUGUUUAUUAAUGAAACCUUCGAACGACAGGAGCACGAUAUUUUUUCAAUAUUGCCUGGAACGGAUCUUGUCGCAGUUUCACAAGAGCGCCUGCAAGAACGUGGUUUUUCUGUUCACGAACACCAAAAGCAGUGAUUACACCCCAGGUUCCACGCUGCCCAUUUUGUUAGACUUGACGACAAAAAUCACAAAGAAUAUUUGCAUAUCGAAGGCGAACACUUUUUGUCUCGACAACGAAUCUUUUAGACUGUUCCUGACGUUAGAGAACAAAGUAAAUUUGGCGAAAACGACGAUGGAAAGCUGUCGGACCAGCUGGACAACUUCUUACCAGGAAAUUCAGCGAUUCAUGGCUUACGUUAUAGCACUGGAGCCGCAUGACGUAAGGCACACCGUCAGCAUUAACAAAACGAGGCAUUUGGUUCUUGGAUUAUCGAAACCAUUGUCCGACAUUUUUCAGCUCUUGCAACAAAAGAUCAUGGAACUCGAAAAAAAAGAGGAAGAUUCAGAGAACACAGACUUAAGCAUCACUGAACUAAGGGAAAAACUAAAUACACCAACCGUCGACUUGGAAGUAAUUAGUCUCGACCAUCCGGUUUUGGUUUGUACAAACCUGAGUUGUAUAGAUCAAGUCAGGGUCGGAAACAUAACAAAGUUUCGGUAUAAAACGAAAUGUCUGGAUCCGUGUUGGAUAGGAAAAAUUAACUACGAAAAAGUGGGACACUGGAGUCUCAGGUUUUGCAGCAAAAUUGGUUUUUUUGAUUUUAUUUGUAAACACUGCAAAUGUUCUGGUUCGCAGCACAUGAAUAUCUACUACGAAACUGACAUUGUGAUAAAGCAGAUCGUGGACAAAAGUGUGCAGACGAAUAUUACGAGCAAAAAAAAAGAGCUCGAAGAGCUAACCGAACUCAUCAAGAGCUUGGUGCAGGAAAAGCACGAACUCAUCGAGGAGGAGCAGUACAUCAGCGAGUGUACUGCGAAGUUUGCGCAUUUUUUGGAAAACAAUCUCAUCACAACUGCAUAUGAUACUUAUAGGGAGUACCUCAACUUAUCACUUAAAAGAGAGAGGCAUCUUGGAGGCAAAGAUAAUUUCGAAGUCGUUCACAAACUAUUGACAGCUUUAGAAAACCACGAUAAAUUGAUAAAGUUUCUUAAGGAGAAUAAGGAACAUCAAGACGGAAAAAGGAUCACUGCCAAAAGCAUAGAAGAUGAUAUUGAAAAACUUUUUAAGCUGAAGCACAUGGGGCCCAAAAUUCAAGAAAUUGUCGAUGCAAGAACAAAGUGCCUUCAGAAUGGAAUUAAAGUAAAGCUCACGUCUGUUUUCACUAAAAAAAUUCCGCCCUGGUUUCUCAAUAAAGCCAAGAGAGCGAUAUCUUAUGUUGAGAGAAAGUACAACUCUUUGGAAUUAUUCAAAUCUGAUGAGGCAGCACAAGACUGCAGAAUGGAUUAUACUCACAGCACAAAUUUUCCUGGAUAUCCCCAACAAAGAGAAAACAUGCGCAGCAAGAGUUUCAGGAGCCUCGGCGCACGUCCUCAACAGCCUGGAUAUCCCCAACAAAGAGAAAACAUGCGCAGCAAGAGUUUCAGGAGCCUCGGCGCACGUCCUCAACAGGAAGUGCUAAAAGAGAAAAUAUCCAAGGACUCAAAAUCCCACCACGGCAGCUACAACGCGAUUUUAACCGACGACGAUUCCGAUUCGGCUUAACCGUCUUCUAAUGAUAGAAACGAGAGAAAAAAAUCGAGCAAAGGCGUCAGCAAGGAACAUCACUCGACUAGCGUAAAAAUGGUUUGAAAUUAUAUAGAAAGCCGGUUUCUGAGCUAACUUUAAGAUAAAUUUUAUAAAGUAAUGAUAAUGAUAAAGGUUUCAAAAUUAA